Messenger RNA from Vigna unguiculata (cowpea), 7068 nucleotides. RefSeq lists its product as uncharacterized. NCBI's taxonomy places the organism in Eukaryota, Viridiplantae, Streptophyta, Magnoliopsida, Fabales, Fabaceae. Gene Ontology annotation, molecular function: nucleic acid binding. The record is from RefSeq and is a predicted model, not a curated record.
AUGGAAGAUUGGGAAGAAGCCCAUGAAGCUGUGAAGGCUGACAUUAACGAGCUAAAGGAUCAAGUGGGCCAAAUCCUAGAGGUUUUGAAGUCACUGAAGGCUUCAGGGGAGGCCUCAUCCGCUAGGGUCGAGGAGAAUGCUCAUUCUUAUGGUACGCCUCUAGGCGCGUCAGUCCCGUUCCCAAUGUACGGCUUGCCUCCGGGAUACACUCCUCUAGUUGGAGAAUAUUCAGAUGCAGAACAAACUUCUUUCUCUUUUCCUGCAGCUAACAACACACUAUCGAACGGUACCCAAGGGCCGAUGUUAGCUUCGACACCCGUGACAGGAGCGGAGAUGAAUGAGACAGUCACAUUCACAGGACCGAGGAUGACUGUGGCGCCCCAGCCUCCGAAAACAUUCAUCGAUGCAGAUGCUGCGACUAAAGCUGCACCACACGCUACAGUCCAAGCAAUAUCCACUGUUGUUGAUGGGGCUAAGAGUAAGCUUGAAAUUCUUGAGGAAAGGAUUCGUGCCAUUGAGGGUGGUGGAAGCUAUGGGUUCGGUGAUGUGGCGAGAUUAAGCCUGGUUCCUGGUGUGAUGAUACCACACAAGUUUAAGGUCCCAGAAUUUGAAAAGUAUCACGGCACCACAUGCCCUAAAAGCCAUCUGACAAUGUACAGUAGAAAGAUGGCUGCUUAUGCCUAUGAUGAAAAAUUGCUAAUACAUUGUUUCCAAGAUAGUUUGGCUGGGGUAGCAUUGAAUUGGUAUACACACUUGGAGCCAUCUCGAAUUCAUUCCUGGAUGGAUUUGGCCGAUGCCUUUGUGAAACAGUAUAAAUACAACAUGGAUAGUGCGCCAGAUAGAUUGCAAUUGCAAAACAUGGCCAAGAAGGAUACUGAGUCCUUCAAGGAAUAUGCACAACGGUGGAGAGAGUUGGCUGCUCAGGUUGAGCCACCUCUACUUGAUAAGGAGAUGGUGGCGACGUUUGUAAACACGCUGCAAUCACCAUUUUAUGAGCAUGUAUUGGGGAAUGUGUCUUCCAAUUUCGCUGAUAUCAUCAUCAUAGGGGAAAGAAUAGAAAUCGGGUUAAAAAGCGGAAAGAUUGCAUAUGGCCCAUUCGCGGCUGCAACUCCUAAGAAACCUAAUUUUAUUCCCGGAAAGAAGAAAGAAGCAGAAGUACAAGCGGCCUCAGUGAUGCCUGUGUGGGAAAGUCGGGCUCCUACGAUUAAUUAUCGACCACACUUGAACCAACCUCCUUAUGUGGCCAAUGCAAUGUCUGUUCAUCAAACACGACCUCAGCAACAAGGGUUUUAUCAACCGUCGAAUCUUUAUCAACCACAACGUGCUCCAAACAGUGCUUGGAAAACCGAACCUAACUCGAAUUUCAACAGAAACGCGGAACAAAACGCUAAUCUAGGGAGGAAUCAAGAGAGGAACUUCGUUCAUUUCACUCCUAUUCCUAUGUCAUAUACGGAAUUGUUGCCUCAUCUCCUCCAAAAGCGUUUGGUGGCCAUUUGUCCGAUGAAGCCUGUGCAACCUCCGUUCCCCAAGAAUUAUGAUCCAAAUGCCAAAUGUGAUUAUCACGGAGGGGGAGUUGGUCACUCUAUUGAGAAUUGUGUGUCCUUUAAACACAAGGUGGAAGCUUUAAUCAACUCAGGAUGGAUAAAGUUCCAUGAAGACAAACCUAGUGUUGAGGCUAAUCCCCUUUCUGGUCUUGGGAACCCUUCGACAAAUGCCAUUGAGGUUAAGAAACACCGACUGGUGAGGGAUGUGAAUGAAAUUCGAAGCUCCAAGCGGUUUGUUUUUGAGACACUAUUAAAAUUGGGUUUGUUAAAAGGAGAAUAUAACCUGAGUAAAAAGUGUGGAUUCCAUCUGAGUGCUAAACAUUCUAUCGAUGAAUGCACAGAGUUCGAGGAUGUUCUACAAAAUCUUAUAGACAGAAACUUUGUGCAAGUAUGUCACGGACACAUGGAGGAUGAAGUAUUUGCACAAGAUGGUGCGGAACCCGGUGUGACUUUGCCAGAGCCAUUGGUGAUUCAUUUCACUAGAUCCACCUCUACCCCGACAAUUCAAGAAAGACAAUCUAUUAUUAUCCAAACACCCUCCCCAUUUCCCUACAAAAGUGAGAAAGCUGUUGUAACAUCCCUGGCGUACCACGCCCAGAGCAUGGAUGUUACAGCUGUCCCAUGGAAAUAUGGUGCAUACGUGUUAGGUGAGGAACAACGGGUAGGUGGUCAACCUAGCAGUGGUGAGUCAGUGGUGGAAAAUAUAUCAGGCAUCGGUGGAAUUACGAGAAGUGGUCGAAUCUUUACGCCUCCAAACUUGAUGAAAGAUGGAGUUGGCAAUAAUGAAUCGGCGAAUACCAAAAAGGCUAAGGAACUCUUGAAAGGGAAAACCAUCCAAACCGACGAGGGUCUAAGAAAAGAUGAUGGGAAAGAAGUAUCUGAUGAGGAGGCUUGCGAGUUCUUGAAGUUCAUACAACAAAGCGAGUAUAAAGUGGUCGAACAGUUGAAUCGCCUGCCUGCUCGAAUCUCACUUUUAGAACUACUCAUGCAUUCAACCUCUCAUAGAAAGUUGUUAAUGAAGAUACUCAACGGAGCGCAUGUGGAGCAAAAUAUUUCUCUGGACAGUUUUAAGGGAAUUGUUAACAAUAUCACUGCUAAUAAUUACCUCACGUUUACCGAUGAAGAGAUACCUACUGAAGGGAGGGGACACAACAAGGCCCUCCAUGUCUCUGUAAAAUGCUUGGAUCAUGUCAUAGCACGUGUAUUGAUCGACAAUGGAUCUUCCCUGAAUGUAAUGCCAAAAACAACGUUGGGAAAGCUACCGUGUGAAGGUAUUCACAUGAAACCAAGUGCAAUGAUAGUGAGAGCUUUCGAUGGGAGUAAAAGAGAAGUAAUGGGAGAGGUAGAAUUGCCGAUCCAAAUAGGGCCAUGUGUCUUUCAAAUAACUUUCCAAGUGAUGGACAUCCUUCUAGCAUACAGUUGCUUGUUGGGUCGUCCAUGGAUUCACUCAGCGGGCGUAGUACCUUCAACCUUGCACCAAAAGUUAAAAUAUGUCAUGGGUGACAAAUUAGUGAUUGUUUCAGCGGAGGAAGAUAUUUUAGUAAGUGGGCCUUCAUCUUCUCGCUAUAUUGAAGCAGCAGAGGAAGCCCUUGAGACAGCCUUCCAAUCUUUGGAAAUUGUGGGAAAUGCCUAUGUGGAGCCCUUUCCAAUGAACCCACACUUGUCGCGUACUUCCCUUAUGACGGCCAAGGUCAUGUUGAAAGAGGGAUAUGAGUACGGAAAGGGGCUAGGCAAGUACGAGCAAGGAUUGAUGUAUCCUUUAGAAGUCACCGAGAAAAAGAAUAAAUACGGCCUUGGAUACAAGCCUACUAGAGAGGAUAAGAGGAGGCUGGCGGAAGAAAGGAGAGAGCGCGGUGUGGCUCGAAUCCAAGGAAAAGGACUAGGGUUAGGAAAGAUUCGCAUCUGUGACAUCAGAGAUAGCUUCCGCAGCGCGGGAUGGAUCAACACUAGUCAGAUAGCAGCUGUCAGAGAUGAAGAUGAACCUGAAAGCUUGGUUUUUGUGCAGCCUUGUGCUCCAAAUGCGCUACUCAACAAUUGGGAGACUUUGGAUCUACCCGUGAUGUUUAAUUUGGUUAAAAUAUAUGAUAAUGAAUGUUUUGAAAAUAACAAUGUCGAUAUCCCUAACUUCGAGCACCCUGUCAAUAAUAUGGAAGAUGAUUAUGAAGGUGACUCCGAACCCUCCCCUGAACUAAUGAGAUUAGUGGAACAAGAAUCUAGGGAAAUAAAACCCCAUCAAGAAGAUGUUGAAGUGCUUGACCUAAGUGAGGGGGAUGAAAAGAAAGAAGUGAAAAUUGGCACGAGUAUGAAGAAAGAAGUGAAAGAAGAAUUGUGUGUGCUGCUAAAGGAGUUUAGGGAUGUGUUCGCUUGGUCGUACAAUGAUAUGCCUGGUUUAGAUACUGAUAUAGUACAACAUAAGCUUCCACUCAAACCGGAAUGCCCUCCAGUCAGACAAAAGCUAAGAAGGAUGAAACCAGAAAUGUCAUUAAAGAUUAAAGAAGAAGUGCAAAAGCAAUUUGACGCUGGAUUUCUAGCUGUGGCAAAAUACCCUCAAUGGGUGGCAAAUAUUGUACCCGUGCCCAAGAAGGAUGGGAAGGUUCGGAUGUGCGUUGACUAUAGAGAUUUGAACCGGGCGAGCCCAAAAGACAACUUCCCAUUACCGCACAUCGAUACAUUAGUGGAUAAUACAGCCAAGUUCUCGUUAUUUUCGUUUAUGGAUGGCUUCUCGGGAUAUAAUCAGAUUAAGAUGGCACCUGAAGAUAUGGAAAAGACCACGUUUAUCACAUUGUGGGGGACAUUUUGCUAUAAGGUGAUGUCUUUCGGGCUUAAGAAUGCUGGGGCCACCUAUCAAAGGGCCAUGGUGGCACUUUUUCAUGAUAUGAUGCACAAAGAAAUCGAGGUUUAUGUAGAUGACAUGAUCGCCAAGUCUGAGUCAGAAGAAGAACACAUCCUCAACCUAAGGAAAUUAUUUGAGAGAUUGAGGAAAUUUAAACUUAAACUAAACCCAGCAAAAUGCACAUUCGGUGUGAGAUGUGGAAAGUUGUUGGGUUUUGUUGUCAGUCAAAAGGGGAUAGAAGUCGAUCCCGACAAGAUGCGUGCGAUAAUCGAAAUGUCUGCUCCCAGUACAGAAAAGGAGGUACGGGGUUUCUUGGGCAGACUAAACUACAUUGCUAGGUUCAUCUCCCAGUUAACCGCCACUUGUGAACCAAUAUUCAAGCUAUUGCGUAAAAACUAGGUUGUUGAGUGGAAUGAAGACUGUCAGACUGCUUUUGAUAAAAUCAAACAAUAUCUACAAGAUCCUCCUGUGUUACGCCCGCCCGAACCGGGGAAGCCACUCCUUAUGUAUUUGACGGUACUUGAUGAGUCAAUGGGUUGUGUGUUGGGUCAACAUGACAAAACUGGAAAAAGAGAGCGUGCCAUAUACUACCUGAGCAAGAAGUUCACGGAAUGUGAACAGCGAUACUCGUUUUUAGAGCGAACUUGUUGCGCAUUGGCAUGGGCUGCCCAUCGUCUAAGACAAUACAUGUUGAGUCAUUCUACCUGGUUGAUAUCCAAGACUGACCCUAUCAAGUAUAUUUUUGAAAAGCCCGCUCUCACUGGAAGGAUAGCCCGGUGGCAAAUGCUAUUGUCAGAAUACGACAUUGUGUAUGUCACUCAGAAGUCCAUCAAGGGUAGUGCUUUGGCUGAAUAUCUGGCCCAACAACCCGUUAACGAUUACCAGUCGAUGCAACCCGAAUUUCCGGAUGAGGACAUCAUGACCUUGUUUGAAGAUGACCAAGAAGAUGAGAACAUAAAGAGAUGGACGUUAUUAUUCGACGGGGCUUCUAACGUCAUGGGACAUGGUAUAGGGGCAAUACUAAUAUCUCCAGAAAACCAAUACAUUCCAAUGACAGCAAGGUUGUGUUUUAAUUGCACAAACAAUAUCGCUGAAUACGAAGCAUGCGCUAUGGGCAUCCAAGUCGCGAUUGAGUCAAAGGCAAAAUUUUUGAAUGUAUAUGGAGAUUCAGCGUUGGUUAUCCAUCAACUAAGGGGAGAAUGGGAAACUAGGGAUCAGAAGUUGAUUCCCUACAAAACUUAUAUCAUGGAAUUGGUGGAGUAUUUUGAUUUCAUUAAAUUCCACCAUAUUCCGCGAGAGGAUAACCAAUUGGCAGAUGCCUUAGCUACUUUAUCAUCGAUGUUCAAGAUUAAUCAGGAUGGGGUAAUGCCGAUGAUCCAAAUGAAGAGCCAUGAAGGGCCAGCAUAUUGCCAUUUUAUUGAAGAAGAGUUAGACGGUAAGCCGUGGUAUUUUGAUAUUAAACGCUAUAUAAAAACCAGAGAAUACCCUGAAGAAGCAUCUGAGAAUGAUAAAAGGACACUGAGAAGGUUGGCUGCAAAUUUUAUCCUGAGUGGGGAUGUGUUGUACAAGAGAAAUCAUGAUAUGGUUCUCCUUCGAUGCGUAGAUGCAAAAGAGGCCGAGUCAAUAUUGGAGGAAGUUCAUGAAGGAACUUUUGGCACACACAUGAAUGGACACUCGAUGGCUAGAAAGAUCUUGAGGGCUGGUUACUUUUGGUUGACUAUGGAGAAUGAUUGUUGCACACACGUGAGAAAGUGCGAGAAAUGUCAGAAGUAUGCCGAUAAUAUCAAUGCGACACCCACUACUUUAAACUUAAUGUCUGCCCCAUGGCCAUUUUCAAUGUGGGGGAUAGAUGUCAUCGGGGCUAUAGAGCCAAAAGCCUCAAACGGACAUCGCUUCAUUCUAGUUGCAAUUGAUUAUUUCACUAAAUGGGUGGAAGCUGCUUCCUACGCUAGUGUGACUAGGAAGGUUGUGACUAAAUUUAUAAAAAGAGAGUUAAUUUGUAGGUACGGGUUGCCUAGCAAGAUAAUCACUGAUAAUGCCACCAAUCUGAACAAUCAAAUGAUGGCCGAAUUGUGUGAAGGAUUUAAAAUUCAGCAUCAUAAUUCUUCUCCUUAUCGUCCAAAGAUGAAUGGGGCAGUCGAGGCUGCUAAUAAGAAUAUCAAGAAGAUUGUACAGAAAAUGGUGGUCACGUAUAAAGACUGGCAUGAGAUGCUUCCCUUUGCUUUGCAUGGGUAUCGCACCUCAGUACGUACAUCAACUGGGGCAACACCUUUUUCUCUGGUGUACGGAAUGGAGGCAGUACUACCCUUCGAGGUAGAAAUCCCAUCCCUACGAGUGUUAAUGGAGACCCAGUUGGAAGAUGCAGAAUGGGUUCAGGCCCGAUUUGACCAGCUUAAUCUCAUUGAGGAAAAAAGGCUAGCAGCAGUGUGUCAUGGACAGUUAUACCAAAGAAGGAUGAAAAAGGCAUUCGACAAGAGGGUGCGCCCUAGAGAGUUCCAUGAAGGCGAGCUAGUCUUGAAAAAGAUCUUACCUAUACAAAAGGAUCAUAGGGGCAAGUGGACUCCAAAUUAUGAAGGCCCGUAUGUGGUGAAGAAAGCAUUUUCUGGUGGGGCACUAAUUCUCAUAAGGAUGGAUGGAGAGGAGUUACUGUUACCGGUCAAUUCUGAUGCGGUCAAAAAGUUUUAUACAUGA